AUGAAAUAUUUGUUUUGGAAAAUUUUAUUUUUGGUUUUUGAAGAUUUUAGUUAUGAUUUACAGAAAUUUCGGAUUUAUUUUAUUGAUAUUGGACAAACAGAAUUUAUUUCAGGAAACAAGUUUCGUCAAUUACCAGACGAAUUUUUAGAUGAACCAGCUCUUGCUAUUCCAUGUCGUUUAUAUAAUGUAUGUCCAAUUAAUGGCAAUGAACAACCAAUAUGGAAAUCAGAUGAUAAAGUAUAUGAUGAGUUGCAAAGACUUAUGGUUAAUUAUAUUAGUUGUACAGUACGUCCAAAACAAGAUCAAGUAUAUUAUGAUGUUGAAAUCAUGAUUCCUGGUAAAACAACUACCGGUUCAGCAUCAACUGUUCCCAUUGUACCACCUAAUGAUGGAUAUUAUUGGAUAUCGCAAAUCUAUAGUGCUACGGAAUUUCAUGCUUUUUCUUAUUCUCAUCGACAUAGAUUUGAUGGUGUAUGCAAAGAUCUCAAAGCUUAUUAUGAUAGUUUUGUUAAUGAUCAAUCAUUAAAUGUAACUGUUAUUUUGAUUGGUAAUCUAUGUGCUAUCCAGCAAGGUAAUAAAUAUUAUCGUGUUAUAAUAAAACGUCGUAAAAGUCAAUCAAAAGUAUUAGUUAAACUUAUUGAUCGUGGUGAUGAAAUUAUUGUUGAUACAACAGAAUUAUUACAAAUUGAUAAUAAAUUUUCUACAAUACCAGCAUUUGUCCAACCAUUUCGUUUACAUCCUUGUGAGGAAUCACAAAAUUCAGCUAAUGUAACUCGUCAAUUGAAAAGUUAUUAUUUAAUCAAUGGAAUUUCACAUGAUUCUAUAUUUACAAUUCCUUUAACAUUAAUAACUUUCUUGAAUGAUCCCACCUAUUGUUUGUCUGAUCUAAUACUCGACCGAUUUUGUUUACAAAUUUUACCAGAAAUUCGUAAUAAAAUCAAAUGGCUUGAUCUUGAAUCGACAUCUAUGGAACGUAUUCUUCGUGUUACAAAUUAUCCUAAUUUAUAUGGACUUGGUUUAUAUGAGAUUGAUAUGGAAAAUGCAAUAUCUCUCUUUAUUGGUAAGUUAUUAUUUUAA
Molecule: messenger RNA, 1077 nt
Organism: Rotaria sp. Silwood1
Lineage: Eukaryota; Metazoa; Rotifera; Eurotatoria; Philodinida; Philodinidae
Source: the annotation of a GenBank genome assembly